Molecule: messenger RNA, 1041 nt
Organism: Symbiodinium sp. CCMP2456
Lineage: Eukaryota; Dinophyceae; Suessiales; Symbiodiniaceae
Source: the annotation of a GenBank genome assembly
AUGCCCCUUUCGGGCUGCAGCUCGAGUUCGACCGAAGUGCCACGGCAAGGCGGCGGCGGGCAGUACGAUGCGCAAGCGGAGCUGUGCUCUCGUUUGUUUGCUUUGGGAGAGAAGGCCACGUGCAAGGAGGUGGAGCAACAAGUUCGGACCUUUGCCCAUGCAUUGUGCCAUCAGCCGAAGUCGGUUACAGAGGUGCUGACUUCAUUGGCAAGACGAGGCUGGGAUGACUCCCUGGCCUACGUGAUCAGCAGUUUGCGGAGGUCAGCCCUGGAGGUGAACACCUACCACCUCAGUUCUGGCAUUGCUGCUUCGGCUAGAAGGUCCCUCUGGGCGGUGGCCCUCAACAAGCUGCAGGAGAUGCACUCCUGUGCGAUACCUCCGAACGAGUACAGCCUCAGUUCAGCGAUUGUUGCGGGCCAGCAAGACGGACAGUGGCGCAAUGCAGUGAACAUCCUGUCUGGCUCGCGCAAUCCUGGCCUGCACCGGCAUGAGAUACUCAGCGCUGGCGUCAUGAGAGCAAGCAUCGCCACCUGCCUAGCCGUGCAUCUGUGCACAAGUGCUGCCUGGCCUUGUGUUGACAACUUCAGUGACAAGUUCCUCUACAAGACUUUGGCGGUCGAAGCUGGGUGCUGGCCCGUUGCCGUCGAGAUCCUUCUGCACACUUCGGUGCAGCGUCUUCGCCCCACGGAGAGGCAGGACAUUUGCUGCGAACACUUCGUGGUGAAGUUGAGAGGUCACUGCCGAAAGUGCUUGUGGCAAGUUUUCAGGACAUUCAAUGCCGCCUUGGCCCCAAGCGGCCGUGACAACUGGGCCCAGAGUGCAGGCAGUAUGCUUCAGUCAGAAUUUCCAUUUUCGAGAGUCUGGCAUACUGGCAUGUGUCCCUGUAGUGGUGCCGGUGCUUGCUCUAACGCAGAGCCGGCGCCAGAGCAUGAGAAGGCAACUUGUUGCAGGUAUGACAGCCCUACUCUUGAGAGCUUCAGAUGGAGCUAUCCCAGUGUGACCAGUGAGUGCCCCAUUACAGUUCGUGCAUCGUUUGCCUGA